AUGGCCUCUGGCUCUGCCAAUAGUCCCCGCCCGGCUCCGGAUGAGAAUGAGUUUCCUUUUGGGUGCCCCCCGACCGUCUGCCAGGACCCACCAGAGCCCGGGGUUCUCUGCUGCACGGCUUGUUUCUCUGCGAACGUGAGGAAAGAUAAGGAUCCGAUCUGUCCCAAAUGCCGAGGGGACGCCCCCCAGUCUCUAAGCCCAGGAAGCCUUCUGUCUCAGGAGAAGGACCUUCCCGAGAUGAUGGAGGCUGGAGUUGGGUGUCCCUUUGCAGGGGUUGGCUGCUCCUUCAAGGGGAGCCCUAAAUUCAUGCAGGAGCACGAGGUGUCCUCUCAGGCCUCCCACCUGAACCUGCUGCUGGAGUUGAUGAAACAAUGGAAGGCCCAGCUGGGCUCCAGCCUGGGCUCAGGACCCAUGGCCCUGGAGCAGAACCUGUCCGACCUGCAGCUGCAGAAAGAGAUGGCGGGGGGCCUGGAGGUGGACUGCUACCGGGCCCCCUGCUCCGAGAGCCAGGAGGCGCUGGCCCUGCAGCACCGCGUGAAAGACAAACUCUUGGCGGAGCUGGAGGGGAAGCUGCGUGUGUUUGAGAACAUCGUGGCCGUCCUCAACAAGGAGGUGGAAGCCUCACACCUGGCCUUGGCCGCCUCCAUCCACCAGAGCCAGCUGGACCGUGAGCACAUCCAGAGCUUAGAACAAAGGGUGCUCGAGCUGCAGCAGACGCUGGCCCAGAAAGACCAGGCCCUGGGCAAGGUGGAGCAGGGCCUGCGCCUCAUGGAGGAGGCCUCCUUCGAUGGCACCUUCCUGUGGAAGAUCACCAACGUGGCCAGGCGGUGCCAGGAGUCGGCCAGCGGCAGGACCAUCAGCCUCUUUUCCCCAGCCUUCUACACCUCCAAGUACGGUUACAAGCUGUGCCUGCGGCUCUACCUGAACGGAGAUGGCGCAGGAAAGAGGACGCAUCUGUCUCUCUUCAUCGUGAUCAUGAGAGGGGAGUACGAUGCCCUGCUGCCGUGGCCUUUCCGGAACAAGGUCACCUUCAUGCUGCUGGACCAGAAUAACCGAGAACAUGCCAUCGACGCCUUCCGGCCCGACCUGAACUCAGCAUCCUUCCAGAGGCCCCAGAGCGAGACCAAUGUGGCCAGCGGGUGCCCACUCUUCUUCCCGCUCAGCCGGCUGCAGUCUCCCAAGCACGCCUACGUCAGGGAUGACGCCAUGUUCCUCAAGUGUAUUGUGGACACCAGCACUUAG
Sorex fumeus (smoky shrew) is the source of this 1242-nucleotide messenger RNA. RefSeq names its product TNF receptor associated factor 1 (gene TRAF1). Bases 1 to 1242 code for a protein of 413 amino acids. The record is from RefSeq and is a predicted model, not a curated record. Gene Ontology annotation, biological process: regulation of apoptotic process; regulation of canonical NF-kappaB signal transduction; positive regulation of JNK cascade. The transcript has 7 exons. Gene Ontology annotation, cellular component: cytoplasmic side of plasma membrane; plasma membrane signaling receptor complex. NCBI's taxonomy places the organism in Eukaryota, Metazoa, Chordata, Mammalia, Eulipotyphla, Soricidae. Gene Ontology annotation, molecular function: tumor necrosis factor receptor binding; zinc ion binding; ubiquitin protein ligase binding.